AUGAGAGAAAUAUGUCAGAUACAAGUUGGACAAUGCGGUAAUCAAAUCGGUUACAAAUUUUGGGAAGUCAUUGCAGACGAACAUGGUAUCGAACCCACUGGAGAAUUUUCAGGAAAUGAUUUACAAGCCGAAAGGUUAAAUGUUUAUUUCACGGAAGCUUCCAAACGUUACGUACCUCGUGCCGUUCUUAUCGAUUUGGAACCCGGAGCAAUUAAUUCGUUGCAACUUGGACCCUUCGGUGAACUUUUCAGACCGCAAAAUUUUGUCAUCGGACAAUCUGGAGCCGGAAAUAAUUGGGCGAAGGGUCAUUACACUUUGGGAGCUGAUUUGUUGGAUGAGGCUAUAGACGCCAUUAGACGAGAAGUAGAAGCUUGCGAUAGCUUGCAAGGAUUUCAAUUGGUGCACUCUUUAGGCGGUGGUACCGGGUCAGGUAUGGGAUCUUUAAUAAUCGACAACAUCAGACAAGAAUAUCCCGAUAGGAUAUUUACCACCUGCAGCGUUUUUCCGACUCCUAAAGCACCUCAAAGCGUUGUCGCACCGUAUAAUGCCAUACUUUCCAUUCAUCAUUUGAUAGAACACACGGAUUUUACCCUUUGCUAUGACAACGAAGCCAUUAUUGAUGUUUGCGUUAAAUCAUUACAAUUACGUAGUCCAAAUUUUUCCGAUUUAAAUCACUUGAUAUCGGCAAGUCUUUCCGGUGUGACGACGUCAUUGAGAUUUCCGGGUCAGUUAAAUUCGGAUUUGAGAAAACUAGCCGUUAACAUGGUACCGUUUCCGAGGUUACACUUUUUAGUUGUCGGUUUUGCACCUCUUUCAUCACCGAAAACGAAAGUUUUCGGAGCGUUAUCCGUUGCCGAAGUCGCUCAUCAGAUGUUUCAUCACAAAAACGUUUUAUCGGGAGUGGAUCCCUCACACGGAAGGUAUUUAACGGUUGCCGCCAUAUUUCGAGGCCGAGUUUCAACUCGAGAAGUCGACGAAUUGAUGUACAACAUUCAAGACAAAAACAGUUGUUACUUUGUCGAUUGGAUACCGAACAACGUGAAAACCGUCAUCUGCGACAUACCUCCGAGAGGUUUAAAACUCAGCGGUACUUUUUUAGGUAAUUCGACGUCCAUCGUCGAAAUGGUUAAUCGAAUCGAAAGACAAUUCGAAGCCAUGCUGAGUAGAAAAGCGUUCGUUCAUUGGUACACGGCAGAAGGAAUGGAUGUAAUGGAAUUCAUAGAAGCCGAAGCUAAUCUUAUUGAUUUGCAAGAAGAUUACAAUCGUCGUUUUUACGACGUUUUCGAAGAGGGAGAGGAUGACGACUACGAAGACAAAUGUUAUGGUAAUUCGGAAAAUAACGGCUACGAUUUCGGAGGAGAAGAAAACGACGGCAGCGACAGUAAAAACGAUACAAACGCUAGCUCUGAUAAACAAAACGUAAACAGGGUAUCCAAAAGAAAUGGUUGCCAACCUUUGGAUCUCCCAGGGGAAGAAUAG
Pediculus humanus corporis (human body louse) is the source of this 1479-nucleotide messenger RNA. RefSeq names its product tubulin beta-2 chain, putative. Gene Ontology annotation, biological process: microtubule cytoskeleton organization; mitotic cell cycle. Gene Ontology annotation, cellular component: cytoplasm; microtubule. The record is from RefSeq and is a predicted model, not a curated record. Bases 1 to 1479 code for a protein of 492 amino acids. Gene Ontology annotation, molecular function: GTP binding; structural constituent of cytoskeleton; GTPase activity. Lineage: Eukaryota; Metazoa; Arthropoda; Insecta; Psocodea; Pediculidae. The transcript has 2 exons.